CGCAGCGGGCGCAAAAAAAAAGUCUGAUGUCUGCGACCCAUGAAAACAGCGGAAAUGUUUUCUAAAAGCUGCUUUUGUUUAAUGGUAUUUUUUCAAUGACUCCAGCUGUUACAAUAAAUGGAGCUGGUUUAAAUGACAUUCAGUCAUGGCUGAGGAAACAGCAGCAGAAAUCCAGCUACUCAGAAGCCAGAAGGCCAAGCUAAUAGAAAUUCUAAGUAGCGAUGCCGACUUUGUGCUGCAGCAUGCGGACUCUCGCUGUCUGCUGUCUCUUCACGGAUACCAGCAGGUGAAAGCCUGCCGUAAUCCUAGUGAGAAGGUGACAGACCUUCUUGAUCAUAUCAUCCAGAGAGGGCCUGAAGCAGCACAGGGACUACUUGAACUACUGAAGGACCAGGCCCUUCAGGAAACCUUCCCGCUACUUCAUUUUAUCAAGGAUCUGCAAGUGAGCACACUGUCUUCAGAAACAACAAGAAAGAAAAGACAAGCUCCUGAAUUACAAGAGACCAUGCCAGCCAAACAGAUCUGCAAUAAUGGCUCUCACUUAGUGACGGAGAAGCAGUUAAUGACCGUGGCUCGUGCCAUUGGCAGAUGUUGGCGGGAGAUUGGCAGACUGGCCCUGGGCAUCCACUCCGUGAAGCUGGAGCAGAUUGAGGAGGACCACAUUCUCCACGUGGAGCGAGUGUUCGCCAUGCUGCGCUACUGGCGUAUCCGCCAGAGGGAAAAAGCCACCGCAGCUCACCUGCACUCCCUGCUCAGUCGGGAAGACUGGGCGCUGCCACCUGAAAGAAUUGACUUUCUGUUGGACACCGACUGAGGCCUUCACUGUCUGGUUAC
Messenger RNA from Xiphias gladius (swordfish), 834 nucleotides. RefSeq lists its product as uncharacterized. Gene Ontology annotation, biological process: signal transduction; regulation of apoptotic process. NCBI's taxonomy places the organism in Eukaryota, Metazoa, Chordata, Actinopteri, Istiophoriformes, Xiphiidae. Bases 146 to 814 code for a protein of 222 amino acids. The transcript has 4 exons. The record is from RefSeq and is a predicted model, not a curated record. Gene Ontology annotation, molecular function: protein binding.